Brachypodium distachyon (stiff brome) is the source of this 1991-nucleotide messenger RNA. RefSeq names its product probable polyamine oxidase 5. NCBI's taxonomy places the organism in Eukaryota, Viridiplantae, Streptophyta, Magnoliopsida, Poales, Poaceae. The transcript has a single exon. Bases 76 to 1614 code for a protein of 512 amino acids. Gene Ontology annotation, molecular function: polyamine oxidase activity. The record is from RefSeq and is a predicted model, not a curated record.
AUGACAGAAGUAGAGACUCUCAGACGUACCCUGUGGUUCAAUAACGAAUCUUGAGAGCGCGCACGGCAGGCGACAAUGGUGGCGAAUAAGCCCCGGAUCGUGAUAGUGGGCGCGGGCAUAGCCGGGCUCUCGGCGGCGCAGCAGCUGUGCCGCGCGGGGCAGGGGGACAAGUUUGACGUCGUGGUGGUGGAGGCCGCCCCCCGCGCCGGCGGCCGGGUCUUCACGUCCGAGUUCGCCGGCCACCGGGUCGAGAUGGGCGCGACGUGGGUGCAAGGCAUCACCGGCAGCCCCGUGUACGCACUGGCGCACGACGCGGGCGCGCUCACAGAGGAUGCCGGUGGUCAUCUCCCGUACGAGCGCAUGGACGGGCCCUUCCCCGACGACCGCGUGCUGACCGUCGCCGAGGGCGGCGACGUCGUGGACGCGGACAAGGUGGCCAAGCCGGUCGAGGAGCUGUACAGGGGCAUGAUGGACGCCGCCCGCGCAGGCGAGGCUGGCGGCGGAGGCGGCGGCGUGGAGGAGUACCUGCGGCGUGGGCUGCGAGCCUACCAGGCAGCGCGCACCGACGGCAGCGGGAGCAAGGUGAAAGAGGUCGAAGAGGCGCUGCUCGCGAUGCACAUCAACCGUGAGCGGACGGACACCUCCGCCGACGCCCUCGGCGACCUGGACCUCGCCGCCGAGGGCGAGUACCGCGACUUCCCCGGUGACCACGUCACGAUCCCCGGCGGGUACACCCGCGUCGUGGAGCACCUCGUCGCCGCGCUCCCGCCCGGCACCGUCCGCCUCGGCCUCCGCCUGCGCCGUCUCGAUUGGGGCGAGACCCCCGUACGCCUCCACUUCGCCGACGAUGGAGCGGCCGCGCUCAUCGCCGACCACGUUAUUCUUACCGUGUCCCUGGGCGUCCUCAAGGCCAGCCUCGGCAAGGACGCGGCCUCCGCCGCGGGCGCCAUCGCCUUCGACCCGCCGCUCCCACAGUUCAAGCGUGACGCCGUGUCGCGCCUGGGCUUCGGCGUCGUGAACAAGCUGUUCGUCGAGUUGGAGGCCGUGGAACCGGAAGGCGGCGGCGAAGAGCAGCAGCUAGCUGGGGCGGCGGCGCCGCCGGAUUUCCCUUUCCUGCAUAUGGCCUUCGACGGCCACGUGGCGAAGAUCCCGUGGUGGAUGCGAGGCACGGAGUCGAUCUGCCCCGUCCACGCGGGCUCCAGCGUGGCGCUGGCCUGGUUUGCGGGGCGGGAGGCCAAGCACCUCGAGUUCCUCCCCGACGACGACGUCGUCCGCGGGGUCCAGGCCACGCUGGACUCCUUCCUUCCGGCCACGUCGUCAUCAGGGGCGACGUCACGGUGGAGGGUGAAGAGGAUCGAAAGGAGCCGGUGGGCCGGGGACCCGUUAUUCGUGGGGUCCUACAGCUACGUCGCCGUCGGGUCGAGCGGGGGGGACCUCGAUCGGAUGGCCGAGCCGCUGCCACGUGGUGGAGUACCGGAGGCAGAUCGGACGCCGCCGCCGCUGCGGGUGCUGUUCGCCGGCGAGGCGACGCACCGGACGCACUACUCGACGACGCACGCCGCCUACCUCAGCGGCGUACGCGAGGCCGACCGGCUGCUGCAACACUACCCCUGAGAUUUUCUUCGACGGCAAACCCAUGCAUGCAUGCUAGAUCGGCGGGGAAAUGGUCGAUCGAGCCAGGCACGUGGCAUAUGUAAUAGAAAGUCAUCUAACGAGACGGAAGGAGUACAACGGUGUGGUGAUAACUGAUAAAGCGCGCGGCGUGGAUUGAUAUUCAUAUCGUCCAUAUCGCACGAGCUCUUCUGCUUCUACAGAGUUUUUGUCGUGAGAGAGCCUCUUUUCCUUUUUAGCUACGGUACUGUCUAAUGUCUUGUCCGUAUGACUGCAUGAGUAGUCCUGACUCCUGACUUGAACAUCCUAGCCGCAGUGAUGCGCCUCGUGUCACCUUAUCACGGCGUCAUUUUCGCGUGCAAAAGAGAUAAUGUUGUGGA